GCAACCUGCAGGAACCAAACUUGGUAAUCCUGCCGCCCCAGGCUUCGCGCUGGGGGUCCGCAACGUGGAACCCGGCUACGUGUGGUGGCCCAUGGCGCUCUACGAGAUCUUCUCUCACCCGAUCGAGCGCAGCUACCGCGCGGGGCUCUGCUCCAAGGCCGCGCUGUUCCUGCUGCUGGCCACCGCGCUCACCUACAUCCCGCCGCUGUUGGUGGCCUUCCGGAGCCACGGCCUGUGGCUGAAGCGGAGCAGCUACGAGGAGCAGCCGGCCGUGCGCUUCCAGCACCAGGUGCUGCUCGUGGCCCUGCUGGGGCCCGAGCCCGGAGGCUUCCUGGCCUGGAGCACGUUCCCCGCCUUCAACCGGCUGCAGGGGGACCACCUUCGCAUCCCGCUCGUGUCGACUAGAGAAGAAGACAGGAACCAGGAUGGGAAAAUGGACAUGUUACAUUUUAGACUGGAGCUUCCUCUGCAAGCCACAGAGAACGUUCUUGGUGUCCAGCUUAUCUUGACCUUCUCCUACCAACUGCAUAGGAUGUCCACGUUCGUGAUGCAGAGCAUGGCCUUUCUCCAGUCCUCCUCUGCCAUUCCUGGGUCCCAGUUACACGUGAACGGGGACCUCAGGUUACAGCAGAAGCAGCCUCUGAGUUACAGCGGCCUAGAUGUCCGGUACAACGUGUCUGUGAUCAAUGGGACCAGCCCUUUCGCCCAGGACUAUGACCUUACCCACAUUGUGGCUGCUUAUCAGGAAAGGAACGUUACCACUGUCCUGAAUGACCCCAACCCCCUCUGGCUGGUGGGCAGAGCCGGCGAAGCUCCCUUCGUGAUCAACGCUGUCAUUCGCUACCCCGUGGAAGUCAUUUCUUACCAACCAGGCUUCUGGGAGAUGAUCAAGUUUGCCUGGGUCCAGUAUGUCAGCAUCCUGCUAAUCUUCCUCUGGGUGUUCGAAAGAAUAAAAGUUUUUGUGUUUCAGAAUCAAGUGGUCACCACAAUUCCUGUGACAUCAGUGUCCCAGGGAGAGGUGUACAAGCAGCACUUGUCCUAAGCAGACGGUCUCUAAACAACUCCUCGGGAUUGUGCUACCUCAUUGUCUUCUGCAAGCUGCCAUCCUAUGACACUUCUGAAAAGAGCCUACUGGACACCGUG
This is a messenger RNA of Dipodomys spectabilis (banner-tailed kangaroo rat), 1143 nucleotides long. It is a transcript of the gene Tmem231, whose product is annotated as transmembrane protein 231. The transcript is spliced from 7 exons. Gene Ontology annotation, biological process: cilium assembly; regulation of protein localization. Gene Ontology annotation, cellular component: ciliary membrane; ciliary transition zone. NCBI's taxonomy places the organism in Eukaryota, Metazoa, Chordata, Mammalia, Rodentia, Heteromyidae. Bases 92 to 1042 code for a protein of 316 amino acids. The record is from RefSeq and is a predicted model, not a curated record.